AUUCAUGACAUGGCAACAAAAAUCAUCUUCUUCACGGUGAAUGGGAGACCGGAGCAGGCUGAGUUCCCUGUGGACUGUCCUGCUCAGGAUGUCAAAGAUCUCUUCCGCUGUGCAGCCGAAGCGGGACCCCAUGACAUCCUGAAGCUGUACAACCCGAAAGGCAACAUCAUCAACAUCUCCCCUCGUCUGGAGCCCAACAGCCCGAACUCCUGCUACAAGCUGGAGGUGGUGGCUGCCGACUGCAACAGUGUGGAUCUUGCUGGUGCACUCGGAUUUGACCUCUCAGCCAUGGAGAAAAGACUGCAGGGCCUGGAGAAGAAAAUCCUGAUUGAAGCCGGCGAGACUCCUGCUGUUGUUUAUGAGAUGAAGAAACAGGUGGAUUCAUUCAGGGAGAAACUCGAGAGUGUGGAGCACCUGAGCUGGCUCGGAUUAUUCAAGGAUUUAUCAGAAGGAACGCACAAGCCGUCCCCGUUUUACCACAAGAGGACGCUCCGAAAGACCAGAGAGGAGUGUGAGCAUGUACGAGAAAAGUUCCUUCAAAUGAGCUCUCUGGAGGUUUCAGAAGAAGUGAGGCAGUACUUAAAGACUCCAACCUUUGAUAACUGGCAGUGGGAGGACGCAGAGAUCAUGGUGCUCCUGCAGGUCAUGUACACAGAUUUGGAUUUCAUAGCGAUCUACAACAUCGAGCCUGAAGUGCUGCAGCAGUUUUUGUUUGAAGUCUACCGAAGAUACAACAACAUCCCUUUUCAUAACUUCAAGCAUUGCUUCUGUGUCACCCAGAUGAUGUAUGGUUUGAUCUGGCUGACUGAUCUCAGGAGUAAGAUGGACAGCAUUGACCUGCUGAUCAUGCUGACCUCUGCGGUUUGUCACGACCUCGACCACACAGGAUACAACAACGCCUACCAGAUAAAUGCUCGGACUGAACUGGCUCUUCGCUACAACGACAUCUCCCCGCUGGAGAACCACCACUGUGCUGUAGCUUUUGAGAUAAUGGAGAAGACAGAGAGCAACAUCUUUAGAAAUGUAUCCAUGGAUCAGUUCAAACGGAUAAGAGAAGGGAUCAUCAAAUGUAUUCUGGCCACAGACAUGACGAGACACAACGAGAUCCUCAACAAGUUUAAAUCCAUCCUGCCGACAUUUGACUUCACCAACAAAGACCACAGAGAUGUGCUGAUGAUGAUUCUGAUCAAAGUGAGUGACAUCUCCAAUGAGGCGCGGCCCAUGGAGGUGGCCGAACCCUGGUUGGACUGUCUCCUGCAGGAAUUUUACAACCAGAGUGAUGUGGAGAAGUUAGAGGGUCUUCCUGUGACCCCCUUCAUGGAUCGGGAUAAGAUAACCAAACCUUCAUCUCAAACUGGCUUCAUCAGAUUUGUGCUUUUGCCU
Scomber japonicus (chub mackerel) is the source of this 1383-nucleotide messenger RNA. Its product is annotated as high affinity cGMP-specific 3',5'-cyclic phosphodiesterase 9A. The annotation marks the transcript as partial. Gene Ontology annotation, molecular function: 3',5'-cyclic-GMP phosphodiesterase activity. NCBI's taxonomy places the organism in Eukaryota, Metazoa, Chordata, Actinopteri, Scombriformes, Scombridae. Gene Ontology annotation, biological process: cGMP catabolic process. The transcript has 13 exons. The record is from RefSeq and is a predicted model, not a curated record.